AUGCGCUCCUCACUGGUAGCGGCACUGCAGGUGCCUCUUGUCCUCUCUUCCGAGCUCGCGCCCCUCGCCUCGUUGCCCAGCGCCAGCGGCAGCGGCAGCGGCAGCAACACAUGUGUCGUCCAGCCCGGCCCUAACGGCACAGACUCGGCGCCCGCCAUCAUUCAGGCCUUUGCGCAGUGCGGCCACAACGAUGUGGGCACCGCAAGGGGGAAAGUCGUGUUCCUGAACGAGACGUACAAUGUCAAGUCGGUCAUGAACACGACGGGCCUCAGCAACGUGGAGGUCGACCUGCAGGGCACGCUGCUCUGGGACACCAACAUCCCGUACUGGUUGAACUACUCGCUGCCCGUGGGGUACCAGAAUCAGACCAGUGCGUGGCUGUUUGGCGGCGAGGGCAUCAGGUGGGAUGGGCAUGGCUAUGGCACUCUUGACGGCAAUGGGCAGGUGUGGUAUGACUUUGUGAACGGGACGAACAACUAUCCUGGUCGGCCGCACCAAAUCACCUUUACGGGCGUGAAGGAUGGUGUGUUUGAGCGUCUGCGUUUUGUUCAGAGCCAGAUGUGGACCAUGACCAUCAUCCAUUCCGAGGAUGUCCUUCUUGAGAACAUCUAUAUCAACAGCACUGAUUACGAACAUGCUGUUGGCUUCGACUUCUCUUCUCUCAACACCGAUGGCGCAGAUACAGUCUACGUGAACAACGUCACGUUCCGCAACUGGGUCGUUGACAAUGGCGACGACAGCAUCAGCAUGAAAGCCAACAGCACGAAUAUUCUCAUUGAGAACUGCGACUUCUACACCGGUCUGGGAAUCGCCAUUGGCAGCAUUGGACAAUACGAAAACGCCUUCGAGACCAUCGAGAACGUCACAGUCCGCAACAUCACCAUCAACAACCAGAUGCGCUACGGCGCCUACGUCAAGACCUGGACCGGCAACAGCACAGGCUACCCACCCAACGGGGGCGGCGGCGGCCUGGGCUACGCGGCCAACCUGACUUUUGAGGACUUCAAGCUCGACAACGCCUCGGGCAUCUUCGCCAUCACGCAGUGCACGAGCUACAACUCGGCCACAGGCAACUGCGACACGAGCCCGUUCAACAUCCGGGACCUCACCCUGCGCGGGUGGGUGGGGACGACGACGAGUGAUGUUGUUGCUGAGCUGCAGUGCAGCGGGGCGAGCCCUUGCACGGGGAUCGUCAUUGAGGGUGUUGAUAUCCUGGACACGGUCAACAAUACGGCGCCGAGUAAUUACUUGUGUGAUAGUGUGGUGGCUCCGACGGGGUUCAACUGCACUGGGGCGCCUUGGGGAGAAAACAACAGGUAA
This is a messenger RNA of Cryphonectria parasitica EP155, 1320 nucleotides long. RefSeq names its product family 28 glycoside hydrolase. The record is from RefSeq and is a predicted model, not a curated record. The transcript has 4 exons. Bases 1 to 1320 code for a protein of 439 amino acids. Gene Ontology annotation, biological process: carbohydrate metabolic process. Gene Ontology annotation, molecular function: polygalacturonase activity. NCBI's taxonomy places the organism in Eukaryota, Fungi, Ascomycota, Sordariomycetes, Diaporthales, Cryphonectriaceae.